GCUCUCGGGACAAAUCAUCAGCCUCGGUUGAUUUACAAUCCCCCGUAAAAGAUCGUCGUAUCGGCGCAACGUUCGUUUCCAUUCACGAAUCGGUUAACAAUAAAUCACGUUUAUCUUGGGGCCAGCUGGAGGUUACUCCGUACGAAUCAACGUCACGUUGCAAUAACGGAACUACGUCAUAAAUUAGCGAGAGAGCUGCCUCGGCGGCCAGGUAGCCCGACAAAAAUUCUCUGGCUACCUCGCGUCACACCGGUUUCUCGGCACCGUUCCCUUCCACGCGAUCCACGAAGGUCAAGUACUUUUCACUACAGUUCCAUCCGUUCUUCCGGUUAUCCGGUCGGAUCCUUGCCCCCUCCUUCCUUUCUCCUUCCGUUUCAAAUUUUUCAAACGUAUUAACGCAAUUCGUUCUUCGUUCCUCGAACUCUAGAGAGAAAGAGAGGAAAAGAGAGAGAGAGAAAGAGAGAGAGAGAGGAAAGAAACCAAAGGAAAAGGACAGAAGGAAGAUUUCUAGUUGGAUCUAGAUACGAGGAUACGAAGAAGAGCGAGAGAUUGAGAGGAAAUUGGAGGUCUCGAUAGGAGUGCAGGGUGGAAGUCGAACUCGUUGGUUACGUCGGAAGAGCGAACGUUUACACGGUCGUAAAACGGUGACACGGAGGGGGUUUUACAUGCGUCAUCGUCGUGCGGGUACAAAUCGCACGCGACCAUACGUUUCGACGACAGUACACGUGCGUAACGACGCGCUCGAUCGCUCCUGCGAAACACGGGGCUACGAUCCUCUUUCAAGGACACACGGUGAUAAAUGCGGUGCCGGAGAUGACGUCCUCCGCGUUCUCCAAAAUGUCCACCAUCCGGCUGGUACUGCUGUGCUUGGUCGUCACGUGUAACGGUGUACCUGUGCCAGAAGAGACUGAUGAAGUUACCACGAUCAAGUCCACGACGAUCACCGGGAUCUCCAUUGAUCCCGAAAUCAAGGGUCACUCGAUGGACGAUAUCUUGCCAGGAACGAAAACGCCACCGAGCCCAUCAGUAAUAUUCGUGGACGUUCCAGAACACAUAGAGACGGAACUCGGCUCGUCCGUGCUUCUAGCGUGUAGAACCGCUAAUCCUGUGGCCGAGUGCCAAUGGUCCUGGCAACCUUUGCCUCCGGUUCACCUGCCAUUACCGGAUAUCAGUGAAACUCCGGCGACCACCACCACGGUCUCGAUGAUUCAGACGACAACCACGCCGACUACCAAUCCGUUGCCGGUACGACAAUUUCCUGCCUUCGGGAACAAUAGCAACGACUGUUCCGUAAGAUUCUCGAGUACGAAGCACGAGCAGACCGGAUACUGGACCUGCGCCGCGAGAACUUCCACGAAUGAUCCUUUCACCAGCACGGAACCUGCCAAGCUGAGCAUCGUUAAUGAGCACCAGAGUCCCUUGAUCGUAUUUUCGAAGCUUGAUAACAUCGUCGAGGUCCCAGCAGGAUCCUCGGCGCAAAUAAUGUGCCAGAUGAAAUCACCUGUCCGUGAAUGCCAAUGGUCCUGGCGGCAGUUGAACCAAUCCCAGCCGUGGAACCUCGAGGUGAAGCGAUUCCCAGCUUUCGGCAACGACAGCACGGAUUGCAGUAUUAAGUUCAAGAACGUGUUGCCCGAGCAAGAAGGAUACUGGACAUGCGGCGCCAGAAUCGAUCCCAAUUCCUCCUUCACACAGUCGAAUCCCAUACGAUUUCUUAUUUCGGAAGUCGAAUUCGUACAAUUGUCUAGAGGAAUUCAAGUAGCAUCUGGCGAAUCCGUGCUACUCAGAUGUCUGGUAAACAAGCCGGUGGUACAAUGUGAAUGGUCUUGGAAAUCUUCGAACUCGAGUCAAGAACCUCUGUUAGUCAAGAAGUUCAAUCCGAACAAAGACACCGAUCAUGACUGUUCGGUGAGGUUCAAGAAUAUCUUGUACGAGGAGGAAGGAUUAUGGACGUGUGGUGUUCGACUGUCGCCAGAGGGAAUUUUGCACGAAGCGCCACCCGCGACUGUUAGCCUUCUACCUACAGCCAAAGUUAACUUCGUUGAAAUGCCGACGGACACUUCCGUACCGGUUGGUACGGAAGCCAUGUUAAAAUGCGUAACAAGCAGCCGUGUGGAGAAGUGUACGUGGUUCUGGAAACCGCUUCACGGAAAUGAACCGGAGAUCGUGAUUGAAGAAUAUCCAAGCAAUGGCGACCUUGGUAGAGACUGUUCGUUCACAUUUCCGAAAGUGUAUAUCGAAAAGCAGGGCCAAUGGGCCUGUCAAGUGUCGAUCAGUUCCCUCAACACGAUAUUGACCUCGCCGUACGUCAAACUCACCGUAUUCGAGCAAGACGACGUAAAAUUCUCAGAGCUAUCUAAAGACAUUCAAAUAACAGCCGGUGGAAGCGUUUUUCUCCAUUGUGUCACUUCCUCGGCCGUGGAACAGUGCCGAUGGUCCCUGACGCCGGUGAACUCGAACACAACGGUAGUGGUGAAGCAAUUUCCGGCGGCCGGAAGCGAGGCCAGAGACUGUAGUGUCAGGCUGACGCACGCGCUCGCGGAACAGGAAGGACUGUGGACCUGUGGUGCCAGGAUACGCGGCAGACAGAACUACACGGACGCACCUCCGGCCAAGCUAAGCCUCCUGGAACCAGAACCAGUGACUGUGGUAUUGUGGGCUGUGCCCCAUCAAAUGGUUACUCUUUCGUGCAAAGUAGAAACUAUGUUAUCAGAAGUACAAUGCCAUUGGAUCCAUGCGUCAAAAACCCAUAUUUAUCAGAAUAUGAAUGGAACAAAAAGGCACAAUAUUCACAUGAAUAAUAAUACAGGUGUAUGUACAUUGGAAUAACCGAAUUAUUCAGAUUUAGGGAAAUGGAUGUGCAAAUUCACUGUUCCCCACACGGAUGAAGAAAUAGGCAAUGCAUCACUUCUUCUGUUAAAUAGUAUUGGAGAUGAAAAAUUGGGAUGGAUAGUUGGUGUCCUGACGACAUUAACGUUAUUUCUGAUGAUUAUUAUAGUUGUUUUAGUAGUUUGUAAAACACGUUUAUUUGUCAGAAAGUCAUCACGUGUUUUAGAAACUAUAUCUACAUCGGAAAAGAAACAAACUUCGCAAUUAAACAAUGGACAUUAUAUCGAAAAUCGAACAAAAUUAGAUAUACAAGUUUCUGAGCAACAUGAUCAAAAUAUGACAAAUAUUGAGAGUAUUCUUCCUAAUAGAAGUCCAAAUUUAUACGAACGCGUUGGAAAAUAUAGAUCAUCAUCAAAGUAUGAAAAUAUUCGAAUAUGAAAGAAAUAUUAAUCAUAAAAUCUUAAGAUUAGCUUAUAUUUCAAAUAAACAUCUAUAAGAAAUUUACAUUAAUUU
Molecule: messenger RNA, 3339 nt
Organism: Apis florea (little honeybee)
Lineage: Eukaryota; Metazoa; Arthropoda; Insecta; Hymenoptera; Apidae
Source: RefSeq, a predicted model, not a curated record